AUGAACGACACAGCAGAGCACAAGGCGGCCAUGGACCACGAGAUCGAAGUCGCCCACAACGAGGGCAAAGAAGUCCCGGCCGGAUACGAAGACCCGCACAGAGCUGCGCUCGAGGACAAUCCGGAGCAUGCUGAGAAGCUUAGUCUCUCGGUCGUUCUCUCCGCCCUCUUCCUUGGGACAUCUUUCACCGGUCCUAUCAUUUUCGGCUUUAUCCUGGCAACGCCCAUUUUAGUGCAAUUGAGCCAGAAAUUGGGCGGCGAGAACAUCGACUUCUGGAUCCCAUCUGGCUGGGGUGCCGCCGCCGCCGUUGGGUUUUCGAUUGCAGGAAGGCUGUCCGACGUCUUCGGUCGACGAUAUGUGAUACUCGUCGGGCAACUUCUAACAAUUAUCGGUGGUGCUGUUGCAUGCAGCGCGCAGAGCAUGAACCAGCUUAUCGCUGGCGAGGUCAUUCUGGGAGGUUCUAUUGGCACAGUAUCAGUCGCCUAUGCUGGUAUUUCAGAAAUCUUGCCCAACAAGUGGCGCGGUGCUGGUCUCGCCUGGACCGAGUUCAACCUUGCCACCUGGGCCAUUGCAGGAACGCUCCUUGCCAAUGCUCUCCUGUCUCAUGCCAGCUGGCGAGUCAUGUACUACAUCGCAAUGGGAUACGGCGCAUUCUCGCUCGUCGGGACAUUCUUCGUGUAUUUCCCGCCCAGUCACCCGCGUCCCGAUGGCAAGACCAAAUGGCAGGAGUUCAAGGAACUGGAUUUUAUCGGCACUUUUCUCUUCGUGUCUGGUCUGGCCGUGUUCCUUUACGGCCUAAAUUCCGGUGGCAACACCUAUCCCUGGAAAGCGGCGGGCACUCUUGCACCACUGAUACUCGGCCUCUUCAUCUUCUUGGCAGCUUUCGCGUAUGACUUCACCAUGGCGAAGGACCCUCUCUUCCCGUGGUACUUGUUCAAGAGCUUCCGGCAUUUCUCGUCACUGCUCAUGCUCGUCUUCGUCGCGGGCAUGGUGUUCUUCGCCGCGUCCGCGCUCAACGCUCAAACCAUCCUCUACCUUUAUACGGCAGAUCCGAUCAAGAUCGGUGUCUAUUCAAUUCCAUCUGGUGCUGGUCAGCUCGUCGGCGGCGUCAUCAUCCCCGGACUGGUACAUUACAUCAAGCAUGUCCAUAUCCAACUCACCUUCUCGGUCUUCAUGCAAACACUCUUUUUCGGCCUUGCCGCGCUCAUCACGCCUCAUAACAUCAAUUGGCUCAUGGCAGUGCAGUUCCUGGCCAUGCUUCCGUUCGGCUGGAUCACGCUCAACUGUUACACGACGGCUUCGCUGCAUGUGCCCCAGCGCGAUCUGGGUGUGGCAAUCGGAUUGAUCGGCACAUUCCGCUCUCUGGGAGGAGCUGUCGGUUCGGUCGUCUUCUCCUCCAUUUUCAACCAAAUCGCAGCGAAACAGGUCGCUAAACGCAUAGCCAACACAGCUGUGGCAGGAGGUGUCUCUGGUGACACUAUUCCGGACCUGAUCGAGGCGGUAUCGUUGACUCUUGUCGGCGUGCCAGGCCAGGCUGCCACAGUGCCCAGCGUCUCAGCAUCAGUGUUUGCCAAUGCCGUCGAGGCAGCUCGUCUUGGUUAUGCCUAUGGUUUCCGCAUUACAUGGUUGGCUUCGAUUCCCUUCGGUGUCAUUGCUAUGGCUUGUGCUGUGGCAGUCCGAGAUCCUUCGAAAUACUUCACUAACCAUGUUGAGAUUCAUCUCGAGAAGGAAAUCGGCGGGCCGAAGGCAAAGCAUACGAAGGAGGUUGAACAGUAG
Molecule: messenger RNA, 1776 nt
Organism: Cladophialophora yegresii CBS 114405
Lineage: Eukaryota; Fungi; Ascomycota; Eurotiomycetes; Chaetothyriales; Herpotrichiellaceae
Exons: 6
Coding region: 1-1776 (591 amino acids)
Biological process (GO): transmembrane transport
Cellular component (GO): membrane
Molecular function (GO): transmembrane transporter activity
Source: RefSeq, a predicted model, not a curated record